Messenger RNA from Anopheles cruzii, 1434 nucleotides. RefSeq names its product vertebrate ancient opsin-like. Gene Ontology annotation, molecular function: G protein-coupled receptor activity. Gene Ontology annotation, biological process: G protein-coupled receptor signaling pathway. Gene Ontology annotation, cellular component: photoreceptor outer segment; membrane. The record is from RefSeq and is a predicted model, not a curated record. The transcript is spliced from 6 exons. Lineage: Eukaryota; Metazoa; Arthropoda; Insecta; Diptera; Culicidae. Bases 106 to 1434 code for a protein of 442 amino acids.
GCUCAGUACCUAUAAUGCAUCGCCAUCUUUAAGUCGAAUUGCCAUCCGUCGUCAUUAGAACGAGAUGAUUUGUCUUCAGUAGAAUCGCGAGAUUAAGUAGUGUUAAUGACUGGCAGUGGUCGGCAAAUAAAAGAUGUUGCAACACCGAAGAUGAGUGAGAAUGCUUCUAAUGUGGCAUUUACCACAGCAGAGUAUGGAGAGUUGAUGGCUCCAUGGGCAUAUAAUGCUUCCGCCGUAACGUUGUUCUUCAUUGGGUUCUUUGGAUUCUUUCUCAAUCUCUUCGUAAUUGCAUUAAUGUGCAAGGAUAUGCAGCUGUGGACACCAAUGAACAUCAUUCUCUUCAAUCUGGUCUGCUCAGACUUUUCUGUGUCUGUCAUUGGAAAUCCUCUUACACUUUCUUCAGCCAUUUCACAUCGAUGGAUAUUUAGCAGAACGCUAUGUGUUGCGUAUGGAUUUUUUAUGUCCUUAUUGGGAAUAACUUCGAUAACGACUUUGACGGUACUAUCCUACGAGCGCUUCUGCCUCAUCAGUCGUCCAUUCACCUCUCGUAACUCUUCACGAAAAGGCGCAAUGCUAGCAGUUCUCUUCAUUUGGAGCUACUCGUUUGCGUUAACAUCGCCCCCUCUAUUUGGGUGGGGCGCCUAUACCCAGGAGGCAGCAAACAUUAGCUGUUCCGUAAACUGGGAAUCGCAAACGAAGAACGCCACAACGUACAUAAUUUUUCUGUUUGUAUUUGGACUCGUCGUUCCCUUGGUGGUCAUAAUAUGCAGUUAUACCAGCAUCAUAAUAAGUAUGCGAAAGAACGCGGCACGAGUAGGACGCAUAAAUCGAGCGGAGAUGCGAGUCACAUCUAUGGUGGCGGUGAUGAUUGCGGCUUUCAUGGUCGCCUGGACACCGUAUUCCAUCUUCGCACUAAUCGAGCAGUUCGGUCCACCGGAAAUGAUAGGACCAGGACUGGCAGUGUUGCCAGCGCUCAUUGCCAAAUCCAGCAUCUGCUACAAUCCCAUCAUUUAUGUCGGUAUGAACACGCAGUUCCGAGCAGCACUUAGCCGUGUUCGUCGCAAAGGUACGCAGGACACGGAACAGAAUACAACAACGAUGCAACGAGAGCUGACCAAAAGUAGCCGCGAUAUGAUUGAAUGUAGUUUCGACUUUUGCCGCAAAAAGAAUCGCGUAAAGCUUAGUCUGGUAAAGCCAACAACGCCGCUGGGUGGAUCUAUGAACGCCUCGAAUAUCACGCAGCCAGACAAGGACUCGGAGCGAUCUUCUGUCGACCAAUCGAUGCUGAACGUGGAACCAUCACGUGGCGACGCCUUUCCGGCAGCGCAAGAUAAGAGUGCACGCUUCGUGCGCCCGGAAUUCGAACUAUCUGUGAUCAAUAGCGGAAAAUCGAUUUUGAUUAAAUCGAAACAUUUUCGGUCCAAUCUAGUGUAA